Molecule: messenger RNA, 1905 nt
Organism: Scophthalmus maximus (turbot)
Lineage: Eukaryota; Metazoa; Chordata; Actinopteri; Pleuronectiformes; Scophthalmidae
Product: interferon-induced protein 44-like
Exons: 10
Coding region: 17-1285 (422 amino acids)
Source: RefSeq, a predicted model, not a curated record
GAGUCACGUGGUCUCCAUGGCGACCACGGUUUUAACUUUCACUUUCCUUUCGUCAGAAGAGCCGUCGCCCGAGUUCCUCGCCUCCCUUCCUACUGAGACCAGAGCCGCCGUCGUUCGCCACGUCCACACACAAGAGGCCAGGAUGGAGAAACUGAACAGCGGCUUUGGCGGACCUCGUUUUGGUAUCGCAACCCAGGAUCUGGGUACUUCAAAUACUUUUGCCAAACUUGCCAAAGCAGAGGAGCCCAAAGAUUCUGCAAGCCUAUUCAAAUCUGCAUUCGGGUCAACGCACAAACCAGCCACACCCACUUCAACAGUUCAAGUGAAACAGAAGGUCAAAGAUGAACAGAAAGACAAGGAUCUGUCAGUCUUGUCAUAUAUGGCAGGAGAAAAGACGGACAACCCUUUUACUUUCACAGCAAUUUCAGCCAAGUUGGAAUCUCAGUGGAGAGAUGUGCAGUGGACAGAAGGGCAGAAGACCAGCCUGAUGAACACUGUCAGCUCCUACACACCAAGCUGUGAGGAGGUGACUCGCGCCAGGGUUCUCCUCCUCGGCCCCGUCGGUUCUGGAAAAUCCAGCUUCAUCAGUUCAGUCCAGUCUGUGUUUAGCGGGAGAGUGACCAACCGGGCCACGGUCGGCUCCUCCUCAACCAGCUUCACCAAAAAGCUGCAGUCCUUCAACAUCUGUGGUCAGAAGGGAGAAGAUCCCACCAGACUGGUGCUGUGUGAUACAAUGGGCCUGGGGGAUGGGGAGAUGACCGGACUGACCCUCCACGACAUCCUGUCUGUCAUUAAAGGCCAUGUACCAGAGGGACACAAGUUCCGCCCAGAUCAGCCAGUGACAUCAGAGACUAGCGGCUACGUGAAGUGGCCAAGCCGUAACGACAAGAUCCACUGUGUGGCCUUUGUGGUGGACGCCUCUAAAAUCGGGACCUACCCCAAAGGCUUGAGCUCCGCCCUCCAACAGCUCCGAGAGCACAUCAGCGACCUGGGCGUUCACCAAGUGGCUCUGCUGACCCACGUGGACACAAUUUGUCCAGAAACAGCCAAAGAUGUCACCCAGGUUUACAAAAGCGCCAGAAUUCAAGUCACGAUGGGUAAAGCUGCAGCUCUGUUGGGUAUGUCCACCUCCUACAUCGUCCCUGUGAAGAACUACUCCUCGGAGCUGGACGUGGACGUGAACACCGAUGUUCUUCUUCUCAGCGCUGUCGACCACAUCCUGCAGUAUGCCGAUCUGUACUUCCAGGACAGUACACCGAAAGAUACAGAGUCAAAGUUACAAUAAAACAUUCUCUGCUCAGCUUCAAAUAAUACUUCAAUACUAUCAAUUUACCUUCAAAACAUAAAAAUGCUGCAGAUUGGGGAUUUAAAAGAGCUUAUUAAUCAUUACUGUCUCAUUAAGUUGUUUUUUUUACAGAAUACAAACAGACAAAACUAUAAUUCAGAAUGCAAUCAGGAGUUUGUAAUAUUUUAUUGAUAAAAUGUUUUCUUUUUCUUUUAGAAGAGCACUGGGUCAUGUAUACAUGGUUUAGGAAAACUUGCUUUUUUUGUAUUUGAUAUUCAUUCUUACAGAAAUUUCCUGUCUGCCACAGCAUUUCAAUAAUAAUUACACAUUUUCUACACAGCACUAUUUUUACUUUUUACUUACUAUUAUUUCUUUUUUUUUUUAAAUUUAUAUAUUUUUUAUUUUAUUACUUUUAUUCAGUCUUUAAUUUCUCUCAAUGCUUCUUUUUGUAACAUCAAUCUGAAAUAAUGAAAUUUAAGUAAUUUCAUGUAUCGUUCUAUUGCAUGCCAUGUGCAUUUAGUUUGAAUCUAAAUUCCCUUUUAAAUUUGUUUUUAUUGCAACACGGUGUUAUUCAAUUCAGUGUUCUGCUGUUCAAUAAAAUCUCAAAGUGCACAAAUGAA